GCCGCGCGUUGAUUUGAGGGAAGGGUUGAUUAGGCUUCAACGCGAGUUAGGCUAUCGGUGGCGUCGCGCGCAUGCCACACUAAGUUAUUGGGUUUGGAAAUGCUAAAGCGCCUCCUCGCUGAUAUGCACUCGCACACAAAGCAAAGGGAUCCGCUCGCGAAGCUGGGAACUAUCUACUGAUCCUCCAGGUCUUAGUACAAAACACGGGAAUCUCGUCCUGGGCAGGUCCUCUUUAUGGGAGCGGACACAAGGAUGGUUAUGUAAUGGGUCUUGGAGAAGUGCCCGGGAAACCUUCCCUUCAUGUGGAAAGCAGAAUGAGCAGGUUUCUUUCAGCCGAGAAGAAGUUUGGGUUCGACCUGAAGCACAUCAGGAAAUAAGGAAUCACAGUUAUAAAGGGAUAAUAACAGAAUAUAGAGUAGCUGCAGAACAUUCUCACUAAUCAAGAGAGGGUAUUCUGGUUCGCACCUUUGGAUUGUACGUUUUUCGCCUGGCUGGCAGGAAAACAUAUUGGAGUACGUUAUUUGGAUCUUGUGAAAUAUCCUAAAUCUUUGGGAAAGCAGACGAAUAACCCAACAGAUCAGAGACCAACGCUUGCCCAUCAUGGAAAUGGAAAUGCUGAUGUUAUAAAGAUACAUUUGUGGUCAAAUGACCGUCUUUACGCGCUCUCUAAUCUAACUGCCCUAGCCUAUCUAUGAGAUGGAAAAACGAGGACUCAACGGCGUCCUUUAUUAUUUAAUUCUUAACGCACCCUUGUUCUUCUGUGUAAAUGCUACAUUUACUGAAGUGCCCAAAGAUGCGAGUGUCAGUGAGGGAGAAGACGUUGAGAUGCCGUGCGCCUUUCGGGCCAUCGGAUCAUCGCCCUUCUCGCUUGAAAUCCAGUGGUGGUACCUAAAGGAGACAACACCUAAAGAGCAUGUACACGAACUGCAAAUAAGCGCUCCUGCGAACAGAGCCAAGGUCACUCAAAAGGAUGCCACAAAAAUAAGCACUGUGAGGGUGCAGGGCAGCGCCAUAUCUCACAGGCUGAGUCUGUCCAAGGUGCGGAAGGAGGACGAGGGGGUGUACGAGUGCCGAGUUUCCGACUUGUACUCCGACGAGACUCAGGAAUACAAGGUUCAAGCCACCCUCCGGGUGAUUCCGCGUGAUGGCAUGGUGGCCGAGGAGGCCGUGUCCCACAUCCAGAAUAGAUGGCCACUGAGGAACAGCAAGGACGCGGUGGCAGGGGGGCGGGCUACCUCUGAGCCGGGUCAGGGAAAGCCUCGCGUGCCUCCUCCAGCAGGACAUGGCCCCCUCCCCGCCAGCACGACCACCACUGCCUCCUCAGCAAAGUCCUCAGCUUCUCCGAGGCCCGGCAAUGCGGCCAUCCUCCGACAGCAGCAUGGAGCAGGUUCUGGAGCCAUUACCACCACUGACCCAUUCCUCUUCAUCACUCUCCUGAUCCUGCAUAAGCUCCUCCCCUUCCUGUUUGCUCAGUAAGAGACUUCAACCAAACGACGACCCGAAAGUGUUUACUUUAUGUACCAAACAACGAAAGGGAAAUAUAUAUAGAUGUAAACCGUUAUGGCACAUCACUGAGGAUGAGGAAACUAAUGGCAAAGAGAGGAGAAGAAAGGACUGAUGAUAUAAGGACUGAAUGAAAGAAAAGGGGAAGGAGGAGACGGUGGUCUUCUGACUGGGACUAAUAGAGGACACGUCUAAGAACUGGAUUCAUAUGGAUUGUAUGAGAAGCAUGAAACAAGGAAUCGAUGUGAAUAGGAACUUCACCUCUGUGUCAUACACACAACCAACAUCCACUAAACGCUGCAUCCAGUUUCCAAAUAGUAUCUGCCGUGCUUCAUGCAUGGCUGUUCUUAUUUAUUUUCGGGUGGAUAUGUUUUUAUGUUUUAUUUUCUAUUAUAUUUUCAGUUCUAUGGAUUUUAUUUGGAAGUCAUUUUUCAGGAUUUUGAAAUAAUUUUGAUCAUAUCUGCUUUUGGUAGAUUUUUUUCUAUUUUUUUUCUAAAAGAGAUCCACUCAUGUUUGUUUAAGUUGAUUUGCAUGAGCUGUUGAACAGAAACACAUCAUGUUUUUUCACAGACAUCAAAGAUGGGGCUUUUUCUAUAUUUGGUUCAUUCAUGGAGACUGUGAGUUUAUGUAGUUAUGUUGCCCUCUCUCUCUCUCUCUCUCUCUCUCUCUCUCUCUCUCUUAUGAUUUCUCAAGCUCUCAAGCUUCAUGAUGUAUACAAAUAUGACCUUAUAUAUUUUGAUUAAAUAAGGCACACAUUACCAUAGUUGUUGUUAGUCACCUUCAAUAAUGUUUAUUUUUAUUAAAGAUUUGGUGGUCAAAAGGUAAGACAUUCAUUUAUAAAAACAAAACAAAAAAACGUAUUGGUAUGUUGCCAACACCAGUUGAAAUAAAAGUUGUUGUUUUUUUUAAAUAAAAAUUGACAUCCAAGGCGUUAUAUGUGAACAUUAAAUCUAUGACGCUUUCUUUGACCAUACAGGAAGCCAUGCCUUAGUGCUCUCUAAAGUAUAUGGUUGACCCAUAUCAUGAGAUAAAUCAUUCCAUGAACUGGAGGUGAAUUAGGCAUGUAGGUCACUGUCCAGACAGAUCCUUCAUGCCAGUGCCACAAGCACUAAUGUCUAAUGAAGCGCCUGCGUGCAUCCCUGUCCAAGUCUAUCUCCAAAGUCAGUUGCAGAACCAGUGUCUGAGCUCUAUUGAAUCCAUGGGAGAUAUGUGACCGCUGAGCAGCUGUUGAUACUGGCAAAGCAGACGCAAGGUACCACUUGAGCGCCCACGUUGUAGACUGAGGGUCGCAACGCAGUCCCCUGGGAGUAGUGAGCUGUGAUGUAGUCUUUCCGGCAGGAUAGGCACACAUUCAGCGGAAGAAUUCUUGCUCGUGUAAGCAUGUCUAACUAACUAACCAAAAAAUGGAACAAGAUACGCCACUACAGUUCAUUUCAUUAGUCGAAUGUGCAUCCCAGGGAAGAGCAACGGCAACUCCCUACCUAGUCUCCUCUUGUUGUCUGUUUCAAAAUCUUUCAUCGUUUAUCAGUUUAUCACAUUAAUAUUGGUGGAGAAUGGGAACUUUAGUUUGGGUCCAGGCAGUCCUUUGGUCUCAAUAGAUGCCUAGCAGACAUGAUACAAACACAAACAGAAUUCUCAUUGCAAGUGUUGAAUGUCAACGACAUUGGGUAGUUUAUUAUCUUUCCCUAAAACUAUCGUUGUGAUUCACUCUUGUGUACGGACUGUGUUUGUGUCUCCUUCUCGCCCUGGAAAGCCAUUCUUCUAACCAAUGACCGGGGUGGACAAUGACAUCCAGGGUAUUGGAUGCGUAUUAGGAAGUUUUGCCACAUCUCGUUUGCGUAAUACAUGACGGCGUUCUGUACGGCGAGGCAGGCAGUCAACAAGGAACCCAAUGAUUACUCCUCGUCGGCGUCUGAUUCAUUCUGGCGCACACCUCUCCCCUGCCGUUAUAGAUGGACUGCAUUGAAGUGACAAAGCCAAGUGAGAGUAAAGCAGACACUCUCCUGCUCUGUGGAUUGUGCAUAAGGAAAUAAAAACGUUGGCUUAGUGCUGCACAGAGAAAAGCACAUGACCAAUACGCAUGAGAAUAUCUUAAAUAAAGAAUAGUUAGCCUCUUUGUUUUAACUCUGAAGAUACUAAUUGAGGAAUCUCAUGUGCCUACUAACAAGCUGCUUCUGCCUUAGUUAGGCCGGACUAAGAAUACACUUGAAUCAAUAAUGGGGCCAUUAGACGUUCUCUCUUUUGUACUGUUGGAGCACAACAUCAGUUUGGUUUAUAUAAGACCUAUAAAUAUAUCAUUUGCUGCGUUUACUGGCUCACCAAGAUGUAGACGUAUUACCUUCACCAUAAUCCAGACUUUACGACAACAACGAAAAAAGAUCCGCCAAAAAAUAGAAAAAGAAAUGCAUUAUGAACAUGUCUUUCCAUUUACAGCAUUGGGACAUGGCAGAACAUUUAAGGUCAGGGUGAGAACACAUCAUUCAUAUCCUGUGGUGUGAGAGUAAGGUCAAAUUCAAAUUCAAAAGUCGUUACAAGGAGUGGCUAGAACAACAAUUCACCACCAACAACUGUUCGUCUGUCUGGAAGAUAUCCAGCAGAUCAACAAAUA
Messenger RNA from Oncorhynchus kisutch (coho salmon), 4111 nucleotides. Its product is annotated as V-set and transmembrane domain-containing protein 2B. The coding region runs from base 697 to 1476 and encodes 259 amino acids. Gene Ontology annotation, cellular component: membrane. The record is from RefSeq and is a predicted model, not a curated record. Lineage: Eukaryota; Metazoa; Chordata; Actinopteri; Salmoniformes; Salmonidae. The transcript has 5 exons.